Messenger RNA from Pipistrellus nathusii (Nathusius's pipistrelle), 846 nucleotides. The record is from the annotation of a GenBank genome assembly. NCBI's taxonomy places the organism in Eukaryota, Metazoa, Chordata, Mammalia, Chiroptera, Vespertilionidae.
AUGGAGAAGGACUUCCCGGACACCCAGCAGCUGGACCCCGAGGAGAAUGACCACCAGCCGGGAGCGCCCCCUCCCCAGCCCUCGCUGCUGCGGAGGCUCAGCUCCAGCCUCUGGCUCAGCCUGCUGGUCCUGGGCUUCAACGUGCUGCUGCUCGUGGCCGUGGGCGUGAUCGGGUCCCAGAGAGCCCAGAUGCAGAGGGAGUUUUGGGCCCUAAAGGAUGCUUUCAGCAACUUCUCGGCCAGCACCCUCACGGAGCUGCGGACGCUCAGCUUCCACGGCGGCAGCACGAGUGACAAAGUGACAUCUCUGGAAGCCAAGCUGGAGAAGCAGCAGCUGGAGCUGAGAGCAGAUCACGCCACCCUGCUCUUCCACCUGAAGCACUUUCCCGCGGACGUGCGCAUCCUGUCCUGUCAGAUGGCCUUCCUGCGGAGCAACGGCACGGAGUGCUGCCCCAUCGGCUGGCUGGAGCACGCCGGCAGCUGCUACUGGUUUUCUCGCUCCGGAUCGAACUGGCCCGAGGCGCAGAAGUACUGCCAGCUGGAGAACGCCCACCUGGUGGCCAUCAACUCCAGAGAGGAGCAGAAAUUCGUCGCACAGCACUCGGGCCCCUUUUACACCUGGAUCGGUCUCACAGAUAGCGAUGGCUCCUGGAAGUGGGUGGACGGCACAGACUAUGACAAAAGCUACAAGAACUGGGCCUUCGGGGAGCCCAACGACUGGCAGGGGCACGAGGAGGGCGGAAGUGAAGACUGUGCAGCGGUCCGGGAGGACGGGCGCUGGAACGACGACUUCUGCCUGCAGCUGCACCGCUGGGCCUGCGAGAUGCCGCGCAACAGCACGGGCUAG